Molecule: messenger RNA, 1654 nt
Organism: Labeo rohita (rohu)
Lineage: Eukaryota; Metazoa; Chordata; Actinopteri; Cypriniformes; Cyprinidae
Gene: vgll1l
Product: vestigial like family member 1
Exons: 5
Coding region: 240-863 (207 amino acids)
Biological process (GO): regulation of transcription by RNA polymerase II
Cellular component (GO): nucleus
Source: RefSeq, a predicted model, not a curated record
UUCUACUCGUGCUGGUUAAAGUUCACAGAUUUACGCCCCGCAUUUAAAGUCAAAAAGUGAAGUGGUUUCUUUUAGUCGAACUUCUCAAAGGGAAACGAUAACACUUACUUAACUGCAGCGUGUUCAAAUCUCGUGCAAAACGGAUAUUUCGCCUUUGCUUUAUCAAUGUAAUUAAUCUGGUUGCAGCGUCUGAUUAAACACUCGAGAUUUCACGACUGUUGUACGUACCUAGAUCAGUGAUGGAGGAGGAUGUAGGGAACCCUGUGGCUAAGAAGACUAAAGAGGAGUCUGGAAGUGUCCUUCUCACCUACUUCCAAGGAGACAUCAACAGCAUGGUGGAUGAACAUUUCUCCCGUGCUCUGAGUCAAGCAAAUAAACCGAAGAGGGAACCCUCUAAAAUCAAAAUAAACCCUAAAGUUGCACAAACAAAUGGACCUUCAAGUCAAUGGGAAGCAGAGUCAGAAACCAGGUUUCAGCCCUUGUUUCCUGCAGAACAUCUCAGACAAGGAACAAGCAGCGAAUCUCAAACAAACCAUCGUAUGCCAACAAAUCACCCUGCUAACAGUCCUAUUGUCUGGUCAGGGAAUUCUAGGCAGGGACUGAGUCUCGCUUUGCCCCCCAUGAUGUACCCCUCAGCUGUAUCCUCUGAUGGUUUGAUGGUGGCAGAACAUCACUACUCUAAUUCUCUGUUAAAUUUCCUCCACAACGAUCACCCCAACAUGGGCACAGCUGUGCUAAACUCCACUAAACAAGACCUUACGUCAGGGUGGACCAAGUAUCCUGGAUUUGGGGAUCAGAUAACUGAUAUCAGUCUUAACUCUGGUGUACAGGUGAUUGAGAAAAAGGAUCUUUAUUGGUACUGACAUUGAUUGUUAUUUGAGAUUUAAAAGGAAGAACAAAGAAGUCUUUCAUGACUUUUUCGUUUAACUGAACAAGUGACUAAUGGACCUUGCAAUGCUUCACCUGGAGGCGUCUCUAAAUCCAACCUGUUCAGAAACAAGCUCUUCAUGUACCACAGCACAGAAGAUUGUACAAGAGAUUGGCCUCAGGCUCUAUGGUUGAAGACGCUUUACACGCACACAGAAACACACUAAAUCUGUGUUUUUACAGAUUUUUCUUAACUGGUAUUUGUAGAGUGUCAGGUUUUGUUUGUUGUUGUUGUUUUAUAGCAAACAUCUGAUAUACUUGUUCGUUGCAUUUAAUUUUUCAGAAGAUUUUAAAAAUGAUUACAAACAUCAUACAAUGAUUACAUAAAGAAAUAUAUAAAUGUAAAAUAAUUAGGUAUAAAUAAAAAUUAUAAAUAGGUUUUAUAUUGGCUUUGUUAUAAUUUAGUAAAGUGCAUAAGUUUUAAUUUGAAGUUUGCACAAAUCAUAUUUAUUCUUAUUUCAUUUAUGCUUAGAUGAGAGCAUUAUGCAACUUGUCUAUACUGGCAUUUGUCAAAUUCAGCCAGACAAUACUGUAGUUUUAAUGGAUGAACAGCCUUUGAUGUCAACAACAAAAGAAAGUUUUCUCCUCUCUUUUAAAAAAUAAAAGCAUACUUAUUUUGCUAUCUUAAAUAAGCACAAUUAUACAGUUAGUCACAUUUUAUUAUGGGCAUUGUUGCUACUUCAUCAGAACUGCAAGACCAAGGUCACAAACCUACUUGAAAAUCACU